AACACAUAGGACACAUAAUUAUGUGAAUGACACAAGUUUGACACAAGUUUUGUCCCAGGUUUUCCCAACCACACGUUCCAGACCAAGAUUUUGUAUAAAAACGUCCUUGAUUGUUAGCACAAUACACACGAUGACAAUUUAUUUUUAGUGUUGGUCCCUUCAUCUUUCGGCAUUAGCAAAUGUUUUGCCCCAGGCUACUGAACAAGUCGGGUAACUCUUUUACCAGUUACUCAAACGGCUUUGAACACUACAAGAAAAAUGAAAAUAAGGACGUGACUUCCUUGUUGUGCUACUGAACGACACGAGCCUAUAAGAAUCCCCUUCACAGAAGGCUACCCUGUACUUUGAGUUGGUCUGCUCUGAAGAGCAGGUUCUUCUCACGUCAACAUCACAAAAAUGACCUCUGAUAACACGGAAUUGAAGAAAGCAUCUCAAAGAAGAGUGUACAUCAGUCUCCCGAAGAAAUACAUGGCUGGUUUGGCUGAACACUAUGAAUUAGACCAUGGACUGGUUAUAAAAGAUCUGAACCCUUAUUUAAAUGAAGGAUAUAUACGAGCUUACUUUAGAGAAUGGGGCACCGUCACAGCGUGCAAGAUUAAGAAGUGCCCCAACUCUGAGAAAAAUAAGGCAGUUGCCUAUGUGAGGUUUUGUGCAGAAGAUGAAGCAGACAGAGCAGACUGGGCUGGUCCUCACUUUAUUGGAGGCAGUGAAGUGGAAGUGAAAAGAGUUGUUAGUCCAAAGGCGGAGGAGGAUUCAGAGGAGGAGGUCGACACAGUCCCUGCUGUACCGCGACCACGGCGUUCAAUGGGUCUGGGCUACAUACUUGAAGAUGCUCAGUGGUUGGAUGACGAUGAAAGUGACUAAACAAAUACUAAAAAAUAACUUUUUCUGUUUCAAAAGAGUUUGUGUUUUGUCAAGAUAAAAAGACCAGGAAGCAUAAGAAACACAUAUUUGCUUACCUGUUUAUAGCUUUAACAUAAGUUGCUGUGAUACAUAUCCUUUUGUGCUGAUUUUAUGUUGGGUUUCAUGAUUUGAUCGAUCCCUUGAUUUGUGCAGCCACUGCUGCACAAAUCAACUCCAAUGCCUCUGCUUAAUGCGACAUGAAUGUCCUUUUUAAAAAAUCAGACAGACAAUGCAAAACGAUGUGAAAAAUAACCUAAAUGACUGCCUCACAUUAUUGAUCUUAAGCUGCUUAACU
Xiphias gladius (swordfish) is the source of this 1198-nucleotide messenger RNA. RefSeq names its product heterogeneous nuclear ribonucleoproteins A1 homolog. The transcript has 5 exons. Lineage: Eukaryota; Metazoa; Chordata; Actinopteri; Istiophoriformes; Xiphiidae. Gene Ontology annotation, molecular function: RNA binding. The record is from RefSeq and is a predicted model, not a curated record. The coding region runs from base 397 to 864 and encodes 155 amino acids.